This is a messenger RNA of Nerophis lumbriciformis (worm pipefish), 519 nucleotides long. NCBI's taxonomy places the organism in Eukaryota, Metazoa, Chordata, Actinopteri, Syngnathiformes, Syngnathidae. The record is from RefSeq and is a predicted model, not a curated record.
AUGCAGUUCAUGCUUCUUUUCAGCAGGCAGGGAAAACUGCGUCUGCAAAAGUGGUACGUGCCCCUUUCAGACAAGGAGAAGAAAAAGAUCACAAGGGAACUGGUGCAAACCAUCUUGGCCAGGAAGGCCAAAAUGUGCAGCUUCUUGGAGUGGAGAGACCUCAAAAUCGUCUACAAAAGAUACGCCAGCUUGUACUUCUGCUGCGCUAUCGAGGAACAAGACAACGAACUGAUCACGCUGGAGAUCAUCCACAGAUACGUGGAGCUGCUGGACAAAUACUUCGGCAGCGUGUGCGAGUUGGACAUCAUCUUCAACUUUGAGAAAGCCUACUUCAUCCUGGACGAGUUCCUGCUAGGCGGCGAAGCCCAGGAGACGUCCAAGAAGAACGUUCUCAAGGCCAUCGAGCAGGCCGACCUGCUGCAGGAGAACAUAGACUCUCAGACGCGCUUGUUUGCAGGUAUGACUGUCCCCAAUGUCACAUCAGAGACUUCUGGAUUGUUCCAGAACUUGACACGUUGA